Molecule: messenger RNA, 3624 nt
Organism: Corylus avellana
Lineage: Eukaryota; Viridiplantae; Streptophyta; Magnoliopsida; Fagales; Betulaceae
Product: Leucine-rich repeat protein kinase family protein
Biological process (GO): protein phosphorylation
Molecular function (GO): ATP binding; protein kinase activity; receptor serine/threonine kinase binding
Source: RefSeq, a predicted model, not a curated record
GAAGAAAACUGAGAAGCAUUUGUUGCGUGUCUGGUUUGGUCUCUCUCUGCAGGCGCUGCAACUUCAACGACAUGCCACUACGUUCAACAUCCCCAUAUAUUACGAUUCCAUGAAUUAAAACAACUCUAGAAGAAGAAGAAGAAGAAGAAGAUAUUAGAAGUAGCAUGUCAGACGAGGAAACCGACUCAAGCUCCGUUGCUGCGUUAAUCAUUUUCUUAAUCUUGAUAUCAUGUGUGCUUGUCGCCGGAGAUUCUCUGGACGCAGACAGACAAGUCCUGCUAAAACUGAAAUCAUUUCUCGAAGAAACCAAUCGCGUUAAUCAAGGAGGAUACUCCCACUGGAACGAGCAGAUCUCGAAAAGCCCCUGCGAUUGGCCGGGAAUAACAUGCAGUUCAAACAAUGCGACUGCAAGGGUCACCCGCAUCGAACUCCCGAGCAGCCAAAUCGCCGGCGAGAUGUUCGGAAACUUCUCGCUGCUUUCCGAGCUCUCACACCUCGACCUCUCCAAGAACACUAUCGGCGGAUUGAUCCCGGAGGACUUGAGCCGGUGCCGGAAUCUUGUGCAUCUCAAUCUGUCACAUAACAUCCUUGAAGGCGAGCUGAACUUGAAUGGAUUGAAGAACCUGAAGACGCUUGACUUGUCUGUCAACAGGUUUUGUGGGGAGCUACAGUUGAUCUUCCCGGCAAUUUGUGACAAAUUGGUUGUUGUGAAUAUAUCGGCGAAUAAUUUCACUGGUGGGAUUAGUGGUAGCUUCGAUGAUUGCUUGAAUUUGCAGUACUUGGAUUUGAGCUCAAACAACUUCACUGGGCAGCUGUGGAAUGGUUUUGCGAGGCUGCUAGAUUUUUCUGUCUCGGAAAACUAUCUCACAGGGCCUGUUUCGUCGGACAUGUUCACUGAAAACUGUAGUUUGCAAAUUUUAGACCUGUCGGAAAAUAUCUUCAUCGGUGGGGUUCCGGAGGAAGUAUCAAAGUGUCGAAAUCUGGUUAUUUUGAAUCUGGCGGGGAACAAUUUUACUGGGGAAAUUCCAGCCGAGAUUGGAUCAAUUUCGAGCCUUGAAGCUUUGUACUUGGGGAGCAACAACUUUUCCAAUGUCAUCCCUGAUUCGCUUCUGAACUUGAACAACUUGACCUUCUUGGAUUUGAGCAAGAACAAUUUUGGAGGAGAUAUACAAAAGAUUUUUGGGAAUUUCACGCAGAUUAAGUUUCUUGUAUUGCAUGGGAAUUCAUACACUGGUGGGAUAAAAUCGUCAGGAAUUCUCAAGCUGCCUAACGUUUUAAGAUUAGACCUGAGCUACAACAAUUUUUCAGGUUCACUACCGAUUGAAGUCUCUGAAAUGCCAAGUUUGAACUUCUUGAUUCUUGCUUACAAUCAAUUUUCUGGAAAUAUACCAUCAGAGUAUGGAAACUUCUCCCGCCUGCAAGCCCUUGACCUCUCUUUCAACAGGCUUAAUGGAUCAAUACCGGCCACCCUUGGUAAAUUGAGCUCGCUCUUGUGGUUGAUGCUUGCAAACAAUUCUUUAACGGGUGGAAUUCCUCUGGAGUUGGGAAAUUGCACAAGCUUGUUGUGGUUAAAUCUUGCCAACAACCAGCUCUCAGGGAAAAUCCCACCUGAAUUGACGAAUAUUGGUAGAAAUGCCACGGCUACUUUUCAGUCUAAUAUCCGGCAAAGUAGCCGGAUUAUCGCCGGCUCAGGGGAGUGUUUGGCGAUGAGGAGGUGGAUUCCAGCAGACUACCCUCCUUUCAGUUUUGUGUAUACAAUCCUCACAAGGAAGAGUUGCAGAAGCAUAUGGGAUCGGUUACUUCAAGGAUAUGGUCUUUUCCCAAUGUGUGUAGCCGGUUCAUCGGUCCGGACCUUUCAAAUAUCCGGUUAUCUUCAACUAAGCGGGAAUCGACUUUCCGGCGAGCUCCCUUCAGAUAUUGGCAAGAUGCAGAAUUUCACUAUGUUGCAUCUGGGUAUCAAUGAUUUCUACGGGAAACUCCCUCCUCAGAUUGGACAGAUGCCGCUUGUAGUCCUCAACAUCUCCAGGAACAAGUUCUCCGGUGAAAUUCCCAAGGAAAUCGGUGAUAUUAAAUGCUUGCAGAAUCUGGAUUUGUCUUGGAACAACUUUUCCGACACGUUCCCGGCGAGCUUGGACCGCUUAACUGAGCUGAGCAAGUUCAAUAUCUCAUACAACCCAUUUAUCUCUGGCACAAUUCCAGCAACUGGGCAAUUUGCAACGUUUGAGAAGGAUUCCUAUAUCGGCGAUCCCCUGUUGCAUCUUCCAAAGUUCAUUGACAACUCUACAGAUGAUUCCCCUAAGAGAACAGAUCGGAAGCCCAAAAGACCUACAAAAUUGGCUGCAUUCUUGGCGUUCCUGGCUGUGAUUCUAGCUUUCUUGAUAUGUGGGUUUUUGUCAAUCAUAAUCUACUCAUUGAUAAAAAGCCCAUCAGAAUCACCGGGAUAUCUUUUAGAGGAAACAAAAAGCCCGCAUGAUUUUGCAUCGAGUUCUAGCUGUUCGUCACCAUGGUUGUCAGAUACCGUUAAGGUAAUCCGUCUGGACAAAACAGCUUUCACACAUGCCGACAUUUUAAAAGCUACCGGCAACUUUUCGGAGGAGAGGAUUAUUGGGAAGGGGGGAUUCGGCACAGUGUACAGAGGAGUAUUGCCUGAUGCCAAAGAGGUGGCUGUAAAAAGGCUUCAAAGAGAAGGAAUAGAGGGAGAAAGAGAAUUCCGAGCAGAAAUGGAGGUUCUGAGCGGAAAUGGGUUCGGUUGGCCGCAUCCAAACCUUGUAACGCUUUAUGGGUGGUGCCUGGAUGGCUCACAGAAAAUUCUGGUUUACGAAUACAUGGAGGGCGGAAGCUUGGAGGAUCUUAUAACCGACAGGAUGAAUCUGACAUGGCGGCGUCGAAUUGAUGUGGCAAUCGACGUAGCGCGGGCGUUGUUGUUCUUACACCACGAAUGCUUCCCUGCUAUCGUGCACCGGGAUGUGAAGGCCAGCAAUGUGCUGCUCGAUAAGGAAGGGAAAGCACGAGUCACGGAUUUCGGUCUUGCCAGAGUUGUUGAUGCAGGGGAUAGCCAUGUCAGCACAGUGGUGGCCGGGACAAUCGGCUAUGUUGCGCCGGAAUACGGGCAAACAUGGCAUGCAACCACGAAAGGCGACGUGUACAGUUUUGGGGUGCUGGCGAUGGAGCUGGCAACGGGGCGGCGGGCGGUGGACGGAGGGGAAGAGUGUCUUGUGGAAUGGGGUAGACGGGUAAUGGGAAUUGGGCGGCACGGAUUGAGUCGAUCAGCCAUACCGGUUGUGCUUCUGGGGUCUGGGCUGGCGGAGGGGGCGGAGGAGAUGAGUGAGCUGCUUCGGAUUGGGGUGAAGUGCACGGCGGAGUCUCCGCAGCGUAGACCAAACAUGAAGGAGGUGCUAGCUAUGCUGAUUAUGAUAUCCACCACAAGGGGAGACUUCAAUUAUGGCUCCUUUUCUCCUCCCCCGUGAUUUUAGGUUUCCAGAAAAAAAAAAAAAAAAAAUGUCCAUAAUUCUAGGGUGCUAUACACAGUUUAAUUACACACAUAAAUACUCAACAAAUUUUGACUACUGUAAUUCUUCUUGUACACAUCAUUCAUUAGUUGAAGAAGGUUUUUGUUUUUUUAUU